GUCUUGUCAGUCGCUUUGUGAAUCAGACGUGGAGAUAUAAGCGGAAACUUGUUUUUUCUUCAUCUCUCUGAAGAUAUUUCACAUUUAUUUCUCCAAAGUUAUGUGCUGUGGAUCAAACUGGGAAAACAAUCAAGAGUUAAUGCAGAGAAUGUGAGGCAGUCUCCAUUAAGAUGACAUCUGUUAACCUUUCCACCUCCAUUCUGCCUUCCUGCACCUACAAGGAGGACUUCAAACGUUACCUUCUCCCAUCCAUCUACAGCUUGGUCUUCAUCUUCGGGCUUCCUCUCAAUUUCAUCAUCAUCUUGCGAAUCAGGAGCUCUCGACAUGCAUUGACAUGCAGCAAGAUCUACAUGCUUAACCUAGCUGUGGCAGACUUCCUGUAUGUCUGCUCGCUUCCUCUUCUCAUAUACAACUACGCCAGCUGGGACUACUGGCCGUUCGGCGACUUCACCUGCCGCAUGAUCCGUUUUCAGUUCUACAGCAACCUACAUGGAAGCAUCUUUUUCCUAACCUGCAUCAGCUUCCAACGAUACCUGGGAAUCUGCCAUCCGCUGACUCCGUGGCCCAAACAAGGUGGACGCAAGCUGGCUUGGAUUAUCUGUGCUGGCAUAUGGGUGGCUGUGUUGGUACUCUGCGCCCCAACGUUUGAUUUCGCGGCGACUGGAAUCCAACGCAACCGUACAGUGUGCUAUGACCUCAGCAUUCCUGAUCGUGCACUAGAGUAUUUUCCAUAUGGCAUUGCCUUGACCUGUCUGGGUUUCAUCUUGCCAUUCCUGGUGAUCGUGGUGCUGUACUGCAAAAUGGCAAGGGUUCUUUGUCAGACUGGCGAAGCGAGAGGAGACACAUCCGCGGAGAAGAAGAGAAAAGCAGUUAAGAUGAUCAUAAUUGUAAUGCUGGUGUUUGCUAUUAGCUUUUUGCCAUUCCAUGUGACAAAGACACUCUACCUGUUGGUAAGGACCCUCCCUACAGCACCUUGUGAACUGAGGAACAUCUUGUCAGUGGCCUACAAAAGCAUGAGACCCUUUGCCAGCAUGAACAGUGUGCUAGAUCCCAUUCUGUUCUACUUUACUCAACCCCAGAACAGACGCACUACGAAGGGUUUGUUGCUCAAGAUCACCUCCUUUAAAGACAAGGGUGCCAAAGUGUGACUACUCCACACCUUUGUGGGUGGGUCUAAAAUCAUACUAAAAUACACUUAUUAGGUGGAAGGGAUGACAAAAUUACUUUGGCACUAAGUCUAUACUAAAACAUGUUGUCCUAAAAUACUAAGUAGUACCAUGCGCUGAUUAAAUUCGGUACCUUUGCGCUGUCUGACUCAUAGAUGGCUGCUCUCAAAUGCUCACAUGUGUAUCUGUGCAGCUCUGUGCAUGAACGGACCAAUGUUAAAGUGUGUUCAUUUUUGCUCUAGUAUUAAAACUGAUAUCAAAAAUGUUUAAAUUUCACUGAAAUUUUGAUAUUGUGACAACGCUAUUAGUAAAUGAUACUAAACACACCAUGAAGUCAUGUUACUGUAGAUGGAAUUCUCCAAUGUUCCAUUAAUGUUCUGUGUACGAAGUUAUAGGAAAACAUGUAGUAGUCUGAUAACUGUACUAUGAAGGUUGAAAAUAAUGGUCGAAGGAUGUACAACUUAAAACAGAUUGCGGUUUUAUUGAUUGAUUCGAGGUUUUCGUUAAACUCAAGCAAUGUUGGGGAGUAGUUAGCUAAACUAAAUGUAGCGACGCAACUACCCUAAUUAGGGGCAAAUUUCAUUUGAAAGCAUUCACCCCUAUACUACACCCUAUACCCUACUCACAUUUAAGGACCGAGCCCUUGACUUGCUUACUCUGAAGGGAGCAUGGAAUUGUUAAAUGUCUUGUGGAAGCGUCCAUCAUGAAAGAUUCAUUUUCUUACUUUCGUUUUUUAACGAUCCUUUGAGAGGCGUCCAUUUUUGCAGUGCCCUUCAAGGGCGCAAAAAUGCUUUUUGGAAUUCACCCUACAUUUUUCAGUAGCAUUACAGUUAUUUAACUACUUACAAUUUCGCUAUGAGAAAGUGUGUAGGGUAUUUGAAAGGAUUCAUUCGACUUUUCUAAAUUUGGCUAAUUCGUAUGCUAUCGUGCGACUGCACUGUAAAUUCGUAUACAAUUUAUACAAUUGUCAUGUAUUUGUUUCCAUCUAAUACAUGACAAUUACUUACUUCAGUCACACACAGCAGCUUCCUAUAAUGUAUACACACUUUACUGAUGGGUUAGGUUUAGAUAAGGGGUUUAGGUAAGGGCAUAACAUUAAUAAGCAUGUCCUGAACGCCUCGUGCGCGAAAGUCGUGCUUCCGCAUUAUACAUACGGGAAUUUGCAUGUGAUGAAUUCCUACGAAUUUAAACGAACGAACUCGAAAUACGAAAUCGUAUGAAAUGAAUUCCAACUCGUGAAUAUGUACGAAUUUUCAUGAGACUGGGUUGAAAUACCUUAUUCACCGCAGCGCCAUCUUUGAUUUUUGCUGUGAGGAAUAGACGUACAGCCUGUUUACUGUGUUGAACAAUUGUUUUAUGUUUUUGGAUUGUUUUGCUGACAAAAGGUUGCCAUAAACAAGCUAUAUUUUCACAAAACACUACGUUUUUGUAUUGCGAAUGCAUCAACACAACUCAUAUAUAUAUAUAUAUAACUUAUUUUAUUUCUGUAAACUAAUAUUAAUAUUAGUUUUACUUAAAAUAUGCUUUACUUGCAAACACAAAGUUAUACAGUACUUCCUCCCAUGGCAAACGAUUUUGAGGAACAAAUACUUUACUGGAGACACAGUGUGCACUUUGCAGGAUCUUUUGCUAUAUAUUUUCAUCAUGAUUCACCUGCUUGCUUGCUGGUGUUUUGAAUCCAGCUUUGCAAAGGAGCACUUCCUUUAGUAGCCUCCCUCCGCUCUUUCUCUUUCUCUCUCAAUCUUCUUUUUUGUAAAGGUGUGAUACUGUAAACAGUGUGCAACACACAACUCAAACAUAUAAAAUAUGCAGAGCAUAAUGUGAUGCCUGAUAUGCAGACCUUGUGUUAUAACACAUUAUCUUAUUACACAGUCUUCACUGUUAUUUAUAUAUGUAUAUAGGACUGAUAUAGGCUUUAUAUAUGUAUGUAUAUUUUAAUACACCGUAAAUUGUAGAAUACAGCUUGCUUAAUUUAUUCAGUUCAACAGCAGAUGAAGGGCUCACUUUAUCAUUCAUGGGACCUUUUUAAUGUAGAGAAAAUACACAUCGGUAUCGCUGUCUGUAAUAGAAGGCAAUAGAACAUUGCAGGGCUGAAUGGAAACGUUUCGAAUGCAAACAAUAGCACCAUCAGUGUAACAUACUACAUCUGCUGCACAUUAUCUGAAGGUCAUUAUCUGUUUGUGUUUGAUGGCUAAAUGACAAAUCUGCAUCCUGUAUAUGACUUGGUGUCUUGUCCAACAUGUCUAAUGUUAUCAACAACAUGUGCACAAUUGUUGAUUGAGGAUCAGAGCUGACAAAGAAACACUGUUUGUAAAGCCUGCUUCUAUGUUUUUCCUGUCAUUAUAUUAUAAUGUGAUGUGUAAGAACAGUGCACUUGAAUUGCAGUUGUUGACAUAGUUUGGAUUGUAAUCAGUUUUUAUUUGAUGGUUAGCUGAUAUUGAUAGAAAACGUGUGUGUGUGUGUGUGUCAUUUGGCCAGUAUUAUGUUGGUGAAAUUUGUAUAUACCUUUAUCAAAAUGAAUGUAUUUUGCUUUUAUAAUUGAAGAACAUUUUUUUUUUAUUAUGUGAAUUUAUUUUUGAUGCAUAACAUAACAGCCUAUUUAAUAUAUUAUAUAAUAUUAGUUCAUAUUUAAUCAGCAUCUAAUAGGGUGAAUCUAACAAAGCCUGUCAAGAACAUGUUUGGAUCACAUUUCACACCAAAUCAUAUAAAAAACAAAAGAAAAUGUUUUAUUUUGCAUAAAGAAAAUAAAGCCUGUUUUCAAUGUUAAUAAUGUGCAUUGUGACAUUAUUUGCAUGACAUGAAUUAGUACAUUUCCCUCCAAAUUGUUGUUACUGUAAUGCAAAUCUACACUCACCUAAAGGAUUAUUAGGAACACCUGUUCAAUUUCUAAUCAACCAAUCACAUGGCAGUUGCUUCAAUGCAUUUAGGGGUGUGGUCCUGGUCAAAACAAUCUCCUGAACUCCAAACUGAAUGUCAGAAUGGGAAAGAAAGGUGAUUUAAGAAAUUUUGAGCGUGGCAUGGUUGUUGGUGCCAGACGGGCCGGUCUGAGUAUUUCACAAUCUGCUCAGUUACUGGGAUUUUCAUGCACAGCCAUUUCUAGGGUUUACAAAGAAUGGUGUGAAAAGGGAAAAACAUCCAGUAUGCGGCAGUCCUGUGGGCGAAAAUGCCUUGUUGACGCUAGAGGUCAGAGGAGAAUGGGCUGACUGAUUCAAGCUGAUAGAAGAGCAACUUUGCCUGAAAUAACCACUCGUUACAACCGAGGUAUGCAGCAAAGCAUUUGUGAAGCCACAACACGCACAACCUUGAGGCGGAUGGGCUACAACAGCAGAAGACCCCACCGGGUACCACUCAUCUCCACUACAAAUAGGAAAAAGAGGCUACAAUUUGCAAGAGCUCACCAAAAUUGGACAGUUGAAGACUGGAAAAAUGUUGCCUGGUCUGAUGAGUCUCGAUUUCUGUUGAGACAUUCAGAUGGUAGAGUCAGAAUUUGGCGUAAACAGAAUGAGAACAUGGAUACAUCAUGCCUUGUUACCACUGUGCAGGCUGCUGGUGGUGGUGUAAUGGUGUGGGGGAUGUUUUCUUGGCAAGCUUUAGGCCCCUUAGUGCCAAUUGGGCAUCGUUUAAAUGCCACGGCCUACCUGAGCAUUGUUUCUGAUCAUGUCCAUCCCUUUAUGGCCACCAUGUACCCAUCCUCUGAUGGCUACUUCCAGCAGGAUAAUGCACCAUGUCACAAAGCUUGAAUCAUUUCAGAUUGGUUUCUUGAACAUUACAAUUAGUUCACUGUACUAAAAUGGCCCCCACAGUCACCAGAUCUCAACCCAAUAGAGCAUCUUUGGGAUGUGGUGGAACGGGAGCUUCGUGCCCUGGAUGUGCAUCCCACAAAUCUCCAUAAACUGCAAGAUGCUAUCCUAUCAAUAUGGGCCAACAUUUCUAAAGAAUGCUUUCAGCACCUUGUUGAAUCAAUGCCACGUAGAAUUAAGGCAGUUCUGAAGGCGAAAGGGGGUCAAACACAGUAUUAGUAUGGUGUUCCUAAUAAUCCUUUA
This is a messenger RNA of Xyrauchen texanus (razorback sucker), 5209 nucleotides long. RefSeq names its product P2Y purinoceptor 3. The record is from RefSeq and is a predicted model, not a curated record. Gene Ontology annotation, cellular component: plasma membrane. The transcript is spliced from 2 exons. Bases 171 to 1148 code for a protein of 325 amino acids. Gene Ontology annotation, molecular function: G protein-coupled UDP receptor activity; G protein-coupled ADP receptor activity; G protein-coupled UTP receptor activity. Gene Ontology annotation, biological process: cellular response to pyrimidine ribonucleotide; phospholipase C-activating G protein-coupled receptor signaling pathway. NCBI's taxonomy places the organism in Eukaryota, Metazoa, Chordata, Actinopteri, Cypriniformes, Catostomidae.